GAAGUGCUGCAGUAGCCACAAAGUGAAAGUCAGACAAUCUUUUCUCAAGCAAUUUGAGUCGACUUCUUAGCGUUCGUGUGUGUGCGAGUGUGUGUGUGUGUAUUUGUGUAUGUUGUGGUCUUUGUGUGUGAAGCCGCUUCAAUAAAAGGCCAGGCCCCAAGUGGCAAAUGCUAAACAAACGUGCGGCAGGCAACAAAGCGGCGGCGAAGAAGAAGCAUUAAUCGCGCAUAAUUCAAAUAUUGUUAGCGCCGCAUUUUUUAUAAGGUGUUUAGCUGCGGUCCGCUAUGAAACGUGGCCAACAUUUGCAUAAAUACCAAAUGCCAAAACAAUUCUAAAUUGAAACUCAUUGAAAGCCAUCCAGAAAACCUUGACUUGAAUUUACAAUAUACGCAUCGAAAAUGGUGCGCGUAAUUGUAUCGAUGCUGCUGCUGAUGCUGUUAGCGGUGGCAAGCGCGCGUGGCGCCACCACCGGCGUCAUCAGCGAUGUGAACAACAUGUUGCGCGAUGCGCAAGCAACCAGCUCAGCUCCAGCCCUGUCCAGCACUGUCCCAUCCAGUGUGGAGCUGCUGCGCUUUGUCAACGAUGAGGACAACGAUAACGAAUCCGAGGAAAGCGAGCUGGGCCUGCUCUCAAAUGGCGCCCAGGUGUUGCAGCCACGCAGCAGCAGCAGGAGCAUCAGCAGCGGCAGCAACAGCGGUGGCGGCAACAAGGGUGAGCAGAGCCUGGAGCUGGGCGACCAGGUGCGUCUGCUGACGAAGCAACUGAAUGCGCUGAUGACGCGUCGGCGCGAGGAUUACGAGCUGCUGGAGCACAAUUUACGCAAAUCCCUGCGGCUCACCUCGAGUGCGGCCAGCGUGGAUGCGGAUAUGCGCAGCGAAUUGGAUCAGUUGAGAAUCGAAAUGCAAACGCUGCGUGCAACACACAGCGGCACCAAGGAGCGCCUGACUGUCGAGUGGCUGCAACAGUCGAUAUCGGAGAUACGCAAACAACUGGUCGAGCUGCAACGCACGGCUAGCAACGUGGCCAGGGAUGUGCGGCAUGGCGGGGCUGCCUACGAGGAUCUCGCCACAAUACGCAACGAUUAUCAGCAACUGAAACUGGAGCUGGCCGCUCAGCGCGAGCGACAGCAGCAAACCGAGGUGAUUGUCCAGGAGUUGCGCGAGGAGCUGCUGCAGCAGGAGCAGGAGCACAAGCACCAGCUAAACAGGCAGCUAAAUGCCAAGCUGAAUGCGAUGCCCAAGUCCUUGGAUCAGUCGGCCAGCAUUGAGGUGGAGAGCAACAGUCAGGAAGUCAGCCAUGAGUCAUUGUCGAGCAGUGAGCUGGCCGAUCAUAGGCGUCGUCAUUGCCGCUUCCAGCAGGAGCAGAUACACAGCUUGCAGUUGACGCAGCGCAACUUGCGGCGCCAGAUGAACGAGUUAAAGUAUCAUCACAUUGACGAGAGGGUGCGCAGCAUUGAGCUGGAGCAGCAUCGCAUCGCCAAUGCCAACUUCAAUUUGAGCCGUCAGAUCGCAACGCUAGACAAGCUGCACACCUCGAUGCUGGAGCUGCUGGAGGACGUGGAGGGACUGCAAAGCAAAAUGGACAAGAGUAUACCCGAACUGCGUCAUGAGAUCUCCAAGCUGGAGUUCGCAAAUGCACAAAUCAGCUCCGAGCAGAAUCUGGUCCGCGAGGAGGGCAAGAACGCUGCACGCUCCCUGCAGGCGAUGGCUGUUAGCGUCAGCGCUCUCCAGGACGAGCGCGAUGGUGUCAAGAAGCUGGUCAGCACUGUGGAGCAGCUGCAAACAAAUGUGGAUCGCGUUCAAUCACUUGUCCAUAACGAGCUGCACAAUAAGCUUUCACACCUCAACAAGCCGCACAAGCGUCCGCAUUAUCAGCAGACGGGCCAGAACCAACCGCAGGCGUCAGACCUGAGAACUGAUAGUGAGCUGGCCGAGACGCUGGUGGCCGAAUUGGAGAACGUUGAGGCACAGUAUGAGGCAAUUGUGAAUAAGCUGCCGCAGGACUGCAGCGAGCUGUCGACAAAUGCGGAUGGCCUGCACCUAAUAGCGCCCGCCGGUCAACAUCAUCCGAUGAUGACACACUGCAGCGGAGAUGGGUGGACGACAGUGCAGCGUCGCUUUGAUGGCAGCGCCGAUUUCAAUCGCUCGUGGGCAGAUUAUGCUCAGGGCUUUGGAGCGCCGGGAGGCGAGUACUGGAUUGGUAAUGAGCAGCUGCAUCAUCUGACACUGAACAACUGCACGCAGCUGCGUAUCCAAAUGCAGGACAUCUACGACAACAAUUGGGUGGCGGAAUACAAGCACUUUUAUAUAUCGUCCCGAUCGGAUGGGUAUCGGCUGCAUAUUGGCGAGUACAGUGGUAAUGCAUCGGAUGCACUUAAUUAUCAGCAGGGCAUGCAGUUCUCGGCGAUUGACGAUGAUCGCGAUAUAUCACAGACGCACUGUGCUGCUAACUAUGAGGGUGGCUGGUGGUUCUCUCAUUGCCAGCACGCCAAUCUCAAUGGGCGCUACAAUCUCGGCCUGACUUGGUUUGAUGCCGGCCGCAACGAAUGGAUUGCGGUCAGAUCAAGCCAAAUGCUGGUCAAGCGCCGCCCCAGCGACGAGUGUGCGCCAAGCAAUGGCAAUGAGGCGCCUCCUCAAGUGGCAACAACCACAGCAGCCAACGAGCCAACGAGCACACGGCCAACCACUGUGGUGCAGUUCGUUGCCUCUGCGCAGGCGUAAGCAAGCAGCUGCCAACAGCCAGCUUGCUAGCCACAGUGAACCACCAGAGCCAUGCCUACUAUAGUUUGGAGUGCGUGCGUGUGAAACACGCUCAGUGUAAAGUAAAAAAAAAUAUACAAAAAACAAAAAUACAAAAAACAAAAAUUAAGAAAAAGAAAUAAGAAAAAGAUAAGGAAACUCGCUCUAGCUAAUUAAGUAGUUUUGAUGCGUGUUUCUUGAUGUGUUUCUUGUGUACAUAGCUAACCAUUUGUCUAAGUUGUAGUUAAUACUAUCUCAAUAGAGCUUACUAGCCUCGACAAAAAAUUCCACAAAAAACGAGAAAAAAAAACAAAAGAAAGUAAAAGAAAGUAAAGAAAUGUGCUUAACAAUAGAGUACACAACGUGUAUGCGUAAUCUAGUUAAUCAAGCAACCUGUCCAUGGAUAUAUGCAACCCGUACAUAUUUGUUUUGUCUUUCAGCAGAUCUCUUAGAGGCAUAAGUUCACGCAUACACAAAUGUUUUGAACUCCCCGCUCCCCAAGUUAAGCAAAUAUCUGAAAACAUAUUGCCGCCAUUCUAUUUGGGCAUAUCACGAGCAAAACAAAUAGGUGCGUGUAUGUCUGCAGUUAUUUCCAUAAUAACGUUAGCUCUAAGUCAACGCCAGUCUAGUUUAGGCAUCUCAGACAAAUAAUAAAUAUACAUAAAUGUCAACACUCAGACACACAAAGUACGCAACCGAAAAAAAAAAAGAAGAAAAAAAACCAAAAAAAAAAUAAAUAAAAAUGAAGUCGAAGCUUUUAUGAAAUUUGUGAAUUUUUAUGUGAAACUUUGUGUGCUUCUGUGCUCUAGUGUUUAAAUGUUAAGCGUCCAUAUCAAGUACAUUGUGAAGGCUUGAAACAGUCAUUAAGUAUAGUUCUAAUGGUAAUUCAAAGUUGGUAUGUGUAAUUGUUUUAUUAUGAAUGUUAUCAGCAGAUCCUAUCCCUAUCGUGCUUGCUAACAGUUACAGAUCUACAAUCUGCACAACCAUUUGUCAGCUUCACUCUCAUUUUGGUUAAGUUAUGCAACAACCAACGUAAAUGCCAAAGAUAACGAGAACAACCACAAACUCAAUAAAAACCAAUAGCAGUAAAGGGAAAUACUCGAAAAUAAAAAAGAAAAAAUAAAAAAAAAAAC
Molecule: messenger RNA, 3871 nt
Organism: Drosophila grimshawi
Lineage: Eukaryota; Metazoa; Arthropoda; Insecta; Diptera; Drosophilidae
Gene: sca
Product: protein scabrous
Exons: 4
Coding region: 399-2720 (773 amino acids)
Source: RefSeq, a predicted model, not a curated record